Messenger RNA from Tigriopus californicus, 6256 nucleotides. RefSeq names its product kinetochore-associated protein 1-like (gene rod). Gene Ontology annotation, biological process: protein localization to kinetochore involved in kinetochore assembly; mitotic spindle assembly checkpoint signaling; mitotic sister chromatid segregation. The record is from RefSeq and is a predicted model, not a curated record. The transcript is spliced from 5 exons. NCBI's taxonomy places the organism in Eukaryota, Metazoa, Arthropoda, Copepoda, Harpacticoida, Harpacticidae. Gene Ontology annotation, cellular component: RZZ complex; cytoplasm; kinetochore microtubule. Bases 60 to 6137 code for a protein of 2025 amino acids. Gene Ontology annotation, molecular function: small GTPase binding.
UUGGGUGGCUAUUUGGCGCCAUUCAACUUUGAGCUAAGAUCCGUGAUUGACGUGAGAAAAUGUGGUCCGUGUUAUGCACGGAUUUCGAUCCCGAGGAAGAGACCGCCAACUUUGGCGUGACCCGAGCGGCCCUCCAAUCCCGCGGAGGCGAACUCUACGAUGUGGUCACUUUCGCCACUUUGGAGCCCAAGGGCGUGCCUGAGCGGCCACCCAAGGUCGUGAGUCGUUGCAAUGAGAGCCAGAUUCUAGCCUUAGCUUUAGAGCAAUGCCUGCACGUGAUUCAGCCGGAUUCCACUGCGGAUUCCACGCCCCAUCCGUCAUUUUCCGUCAUAUUUGCUGCCCCGAUUCACGCAUUGGCGUGGUCGCCGUGUCAGAGGUUCGUAGUGGCGGGGCUGGAGGCGGGGCGGGUUCAAAUGGUUCAUGUGCCUACUCAGAUGCCUCUGCCACCUUUUGACCUGGGGAUUGAGGCUGAGGAUAAGGAGAAUGAAAGACUUCAAAGUCAUGUUUGCUUGGAAUGUCAUGCCACUCCUUCGGCUAAAAAUGGGGCCAUGAACCUGUCGGUGGUGUUGAAUACAGGUUGGAUUUGUAAGAUGAAAGCUUUGGAUUUGGAUUCGUUGCACAAGGCCAUAUUGAGCCAGGAUAUGGAGUCAAUGAAGUCGUUUCAAUCUCAAUUGGCGGUUGAAGUCUUGCCCCUGAUGGAUCAGGAACUCACCCAAUCUUUGAGCAGCCAAGAAUUUCGAAUUACCGCCUCCUUUGAACAUUUAACGAAAACGGACGUGGGAUCGUUGCCCAUGGAUUACUUGGACCAAGCCCCGAGCUUUGUUCAGCAAUUGAAGAUGAGCCGUGUUUUGAGAAAUGUUCUCUUUUCUUUGGACAAUCACGGUCAAAUGCACAUGACGUGUCUGCAUACGUUGAUAACCUUGCAAGUUUGGUCAGAAGAGCAAGUACUAGACUUUGUGUUGAUUGAGGAUGAAGGCGAUUUGAAGAUCAAAAUUCUGAUGUUUAUUCAAUCGAUGGACAAAACGGGGGAAUAUUUGCUGCAAAUGCGCGAACACCCUAGCUUCGAACUGCUGUAUGAACUACCUGUGUCCAAAGUGACCCACCUGAUUGAUUGUAGCAUGAACCAAGAGUCACCCAUGUUCAUCGAAGGCACUUUCAUCGAAGGCUCGGAUGUCAUAAGCUUCCUGCGAAUGCGCGGGAUUUGUGAAAGUGUUCUUGAAGCUCGUCUCCAUCGUCUCAUACGUCGGAAUAAGUUUGAUGAAGCGUUCAAAUUCGCUCACAACUUCAAACUUCCGGUACAAGAUGUCCAUCAGGCCAAAAUAUCUUGGUUAUUGGAGCAGCUCUCGCCAUGGCGGGAGACAACACUUGAUGAAUCCGAAGCUUCAUUGCUCUUGACCGACCUCAAGGAAACGCUAAGUAAAUUGACCGACUUGGACUUCAUAGUUCAAUGCUGCAUCAAUGCUGCCCUUCGCAAUUUAAAUGAUGUGGAGGAACUUUUGAAAUUGGCCAGGAAUAUCAUUCAGAGUAAUGUGGGUAAAGAAAUGAACAUCCAGUUAAUGAUAACGGUGAGUAGAACACUUCAACGAUUAGAGACCUUCAACAUGGCUCUCGAUGGUGCGGGAGCGGAAGAAUGGAUGGCAUUUUUAAGAGCAGAUUUGUUUCAAAUGUUUUUGAAUUCUGUUCGUGAGUGCAAGUUGGAACAGUCCUUGAUAAUAUGGAACCGUCACAAACCGGAGUUCUCGAAAAGUUUCGAUAGUGAACAUGUAGUGAUGUGCUUGGAAAUGAUUCCUCGAACGUGGUCUGUUGAAGAUCGACUUCAUUGGUUGAAUUACGUGUUACCAGACUGCCUACAGAUGUGUCCCGAAGCGUUGGGGGAAAUUGCCUCUUGGGCAUAUCGAACCACGUUGGUGUAUGAAAUGGAAUCAAGACGAGAGUGGCCUGACAACGGCCUUCAGUUUGCUGGCGGCAUUCUCAACACUUUGUGCUUCUCUUCGGACGUUGAUCAAGAAACGAAUCUCAAGGCCGUGAAGGCCCAACUUGUUCUCAAUUGCCAAAGGUCCAAUCCUAAAUCUGAACUCUCUAAUCUGAUUGGACUCAAUGAUUUGUUGAAAGAUCUAAGAACCCUCCAUAAACGCCAUCGUCUGAGAGUCAAGGUCCAGGACUUUUCAUCCCCGGACAAAAUGUACGUCAUCUCACUUCUCCUCGAUUGGUUGACGUCCCAAGAAGAAAUUCAAUCGCUGGUGGAGACCUUCCUUAUUGAAUACAUUACACGGUUCAAUCUAAGUCCCAGUGAUGUGUUUUCGACCUAUCUAUCAGAACUCAUCAGAACCACGGAAUUCAGCUGGCAUUGGCAUUUUGGUGAGACACCUUGGGAAUCCAAGGCUUCAGCACUAAUUCCUCACAUCGAAUCCAUUGAGCGUAGAGCGCGAGUUAUCCUAGAAAUUGCGAAAUGCGCUCCCGUUCCCUGGAGUGCAAACAUUCAGAGAAUAUGCGACAGUGGUACGAGUUUAGCUCACCCCUUAUCCAAUGAAAUAUUGGAGCAAAGUAAAAUGAUAGGGUUGAAGUUGAUCCUAAGGAAGUACGACUGUCGCACUCUUGGAUUGACCGGCUUUCGAUUGAUCCGAUUAUUUCAAUUAAUGAUUAAAUCCAAAGGCGAAGAGGGUUUUAAGGAUGCCCUAGAGAUUACCAAUUUCUCCGUAGACGCUGUUGAGGCUGAUUCAUAUCGCAUCUAUAUCAAGCAUCUUCUAAUUGAAGGAAACGAUUCCAAAGAAGCCCUGAAGGUGUUCAAGACCUUGUACGGGUUACAACCAGAAGAUUGCCGGAAAUCAGCUGAAAUCCUCAUGAAUUGGGCUGAAUUGUUGUUCACCCAUAGGUAUUCUCAUUUUCAAGAAUCGAUCACAUCAUUUCUCUAUGGCAUGAUUGGCGUUCUAGAGUUGAAAAUGAAUUCGGAUCUCGGGACUAGAGUGACAAAGUUGAAAAAGCGAUUACAGCUAUUUCAAGAGUUCCAAAUCAAAGGAACGCUUACCGACCCGACGCCCAUCCGGCAUUAUAUGGAAGUGAAAGUGACCAAUAACAUGACGUCGAGGGACCUUUCUCAACUCUACAAAGAAGUGCUGCGUUUGGCAGAACUGACUGACCUGGGAUUGGGGAUGCUAUUAAAACUUCUUUUAGAAGUGCUGUCGAAGUCUGCAAAGAGUGAGCUCGCGGUUCAACUUGCGUUAGGAUUGCACCAAUCGAGCUCUAGAGGGGGUAAUCAGAACUUCGUGUCACAUAUUAAGUCUAUGAUUCUUUUAAUGAACUCUCAUCUUGACGGAUCUGAAAACAACGAUGAGCUUCCUGCCAUUCUUCGAAAACUAGCUGGGAGUUGCCUGAUAAGUUGUCACCCUCGUGAUCUAGCCAAAGUUGCUUACAUUGCACGUUGGCAAUACUUCAUUGAGAGAAUCCAGCAACAAAUGCACAGGAACCUCAGUCUGGCAAAACUCAACCAAGCUCAGAAGAUACUCCCCGGCGAGAAGCUCGUCGUGUUCUUUAGGGACAAAGGACUACCGCUGGAUAAAACAAUUUAUACCACCAUCGACGCCUGUUUACAGAUUUUGGAUUCGGACAUUCUUUCCAGCGUGGUUGCAGUUAAAGACCUCUCCAGUUUUGGUGCGAAAUUAUGUACCCAGCUUCACAACAUGGGUCACCAUGAUUUGUCUUUGGCCUUACGACUGUUGAUAGGGGAUCUUCUUCUUCAGUUGGCCGUCCAAGCUAAUGAUCAAGACUUAGUUCAAACCGUGAUUCAAGGUCAUGUCACUUCGUUUCAAGUGAAAGCGUUACUCCCGAAGGUGCUCAGUGAGAAAAGACCCGAUUUCAUCUUGGCAUUGACCUACCUCCUGGGGAAUGCUAAAGCUAAAUCCCUCAUGGAUCUUGCUCAUGUCAAUUCUAAUUUCGGAAUUGAAUACAACAAGUUGGCAGCUUUAGCGCAACUGGGUCAUGAAUUCAGUCGCUUAUGGAACCUUGUUUCGCCCUUGGAAAACUUCCAAUCCUUACUUGUCAAGGCCACGUGGGGAAGAUUCGCUACUGACCAUGGGAUUCAAUUCAAAGAUUGUUUUGCCGGUGGUAAGAGUGAACUGACAAGUAUGCUCAAAACUUUUGCCAUAAAACCAGCCAUCUCUUUGGAGAAUAUUGUUCGCUACUGUCGAGCUUUUGAUAUCAACCUAUCAUCUUCAAUGGUGACAUACAUCCGAGUUUCUUUAGCCAAUUUGGAGCCAACGAUUUGUAAGAUUCAAAAAAAGGUGAUGAAGCCCUCAAACUUUGACGAAGUGAUUGAAAGAGUUGAGCGGGCUUUGUGCUACUUGGAAUCUGGAGAUGAAUGUCUUGCCUUGCUCUCCGAACUUUUCGAUGAGGUUAAUCCUUACAAUUAUGAGGUGCUUGGCUUCGUCAUCGAAAAGCUUCAAUACCUUCCCACUAUUGCGACUGUUCGUGAUGACAAGCAAUGUGAUAUGAUACUUCGGUCAAGCCAAUGCUUGGGGUUUCUUCUGCAAAACAACCGAGUUGGAGAACUCACAGAGACUGAAAUCGAUAAGUGGUACGAACACAGAAACGGCACGAUUACACCCAUUAGUCAAUUUAGGCUCCCUUUUACUUGGUUGAUCACAUUAAAAAGCAAGGAAAAAUUCAAGAUUUUGAGGAACGAGUUCCAAUUAACCAAUUACAGUCUGUGGUCCAAGAUAGCGAAUGUGUUGAAACUCAAGACUGACACGAUUUGUAUGCAAACCGUGCAGAAUGCCAUUGGGGCCAUAUCCAACUCCCAAGAAAUACUGGACUCUGAUUUGGAAUGGAAACUCCACCUUAAACACGACACAACGAUGACUAGUAUCCAUGCUUGUUUAUCUAGCAUGGAGGAUCCUGUGAAGGCCACCUCUUGCGCCCAUUGGGUUGUGAACCAUCUACCGGGUGGUGCAGAUAAACUUCUGGCCGCCGAAGGAAGUCAGCUCAUCGCCAAAAAUUGGUUCGAAGAGACUGGCGAACAAGCGGCAGAGCAAGGGUUCGUUCUGGCUACCAACACACUAUUGAGACUAAAAGUAACCAAUACCUUGUACAAGUAUGGUUUGAAUUCCAAACAGUAUUUAGAUCUCGCCACUCAUGGUUCUGGAAUUGAUAUCAUAUUCAAACUGUUUGAAGAUCCGAGCAUUGUUGAUCGAAGCAAAGUGGCUGGGGGCCGGUUUCCCGACAUUAAUCUAGCCGCACAGGAGAUAGCCGAUAUCUACGAUGAGAACAUUCAACGAAUCAAAUACGACUUAUUUGACCAAUGGCUUCCCGAAACUCAUUCCCAAGAAGAUCAGGCCAAUUUUGACGAAACUAUCACAAAUUUCAGACUUGUUUUCAACAAGAGUGAUUGCGGCAGCAGAACCAGCAUCAAUGAAGACAAUUUCCACCGGUGCGUUUAUUUGGCGCAAGGUGAUAAUGAAGAAGUGCUGAACUAUCUUCUGAACAAAGGCUUCUCCAAGACACGAAAUGUGCACACUAUGCAUAAAUUCAGGUCACUGAAAUGUCUUCUGGCUGUUGGCAAUGAGAGCUCGAUUGAAGCUUGCACCUCAAUGAAGUAUGAACAAGUGAGGACCCACAUGCAGAACCUUUAUUUCCUGGCUCGAUUGGAGAGCUUGAACCUUUCGUAUGACGAAGAGACUUUCCAAGAAGCUGAUAAGGCCGCUCUUGUGGAGAGUGUGCUUCGCUCAUGCUCACACAACUCCAAUGGUAUUCUCCUUUUAGUCGAGCUUUGCAUUCACUUCGACAUCUACCCUGCCAAUUUAUGGAUCAGUCUGUUGGAACACAUGGAGCAAUUAGGCAUGAAUGCCGCCUUAACGUCAGUCCUCCUUGAACUGAACCAUCAACCCCAUCUUUGGCACUUUCCAGCCUUCGCUUCAGCUUGGAACUCUCUCAUUCUUCGUCCCUUUCAGGAAGCUGCCAAUCCCCCGGUAAAUGAAGAGACAGUGUUGAAGUGUGAAAAGAGCUUCAACUUGAUCAGUUGUUGUCCAAUUGCCAACAGUCUAGAUUUGGAGACAGUCAGAGCUCUUUGUUCACGUCUGCAACUUCAAUGUCUACUUACCAAAUAUUCUUUUCUCUUUCAUCAUGAGAAUCGUGCGGGAACAUGAAUGAAUUGUGAAGACGCCGAGAGAAAAAAGUUAUGGAGUUGUUUUGAAAGUUUGUAUGAUUUGAGAGGACGAAGAUGAAUAUAUUUUAUAAACAGCCACGCUGUUUUCACGGCGAUCAA